CUGAGUUUUCAUAGUCUCUUUAAAAUGUUGUGGAGCAAUGAGAUUGAUAAAAUGGGGUUUGUUCACAGCCAAAAGGACUGAGAAGAUUAUCUUCACAACAGAUUGAUGGUUGUGUUUUUCUCUCUUCUCUUGCAAAAAAUUCUUAUAUUGUUCAGCAAAAAACUUGCCGAACUUGGUUCAAUGGUCGAGUUUUACCUCAAUUUGAUCUCUUCUAAUGGUGGUCUCUUUAUGCUUUUCAGAAAUUUCUAUCAAGGGAAGGUGGAAAUCUCAAAACCAAAAUCAGAGAAAUUCAUGUCAUUCAUUGGACAAAUUAACACAAGAGUGGAACUUGACAGCAGCAUCAAGCCAGGAGAUUGCAGAUAUUUUUCUUCACUCACUGUCAUGGCCUCAAAGCUUUCCUAUGAGAAUCAUGCCUUUGUUAAAACCAUAGUCCAAGAUUACUGGAAGAUGGAAUUGAUCGGAUUCUAUAAUUUCUGGAAUGAUUUUCAAGAGAAGCACACGACAAAUGCAUUCAUCCUUCAAGAUAAAACAUCCAACCCAAGCAUCAUCCUCGUCGUCUUCAGAGGAACAGAAAUGUUUGACGCAAAUGCAUGGUGUACAGACAUCGACCUAUCAUGGUACGAGUUACCCGAGAAGGGUAAAAUCCAUGGUGGUUUUAUCAAAGCUCUUGGCUUGCAAAGGAAAACCGGUUGGCCCAAGGAUAUAAAACCUGACCCGGACCGACCGGUGGCUUAUUAUUUCAUAAGGGAGCAGCUAAAGGAGUUGUUACGGCUGAACCACGGUGCCAAGUUCAUCAUCACCGGCCAUAGCCUAGGUGGUGCUCUUGCCGCUUUGUUUCCUUCCGUUCUUGCCUUACAUGAAGAAACACGGCUUCUAAACAGGUACUUCAGAUUUGUUUAUAGUAAUGACAUAGUGACUCGAUUGCCAACAAAUGAUCCAAAUUUCAUAUUCAAACACUUUGGUACUUGCCUCUACUUUAACAGUUGCUACAAAGGAAAGGACAAGUUGCAAAUAUAG
Molecule: messenger RNA, 1017 nt
Organism: Benincasa hispida (wax gourd)
Lineage: Eukaryota; Viridiplantae; Streptophyta; Magnoliopsida; Cucurbitales; Cucurbitaceae
Source: RefSeq, a predicted model, not a curated record